Messenger RNA from Ficedula albicollis (Collared flycatcher), 2508 nucleotides. It is a transcript of the gene RMND1, whose product is annotated as required for meiotic nuclear division 1 homolog. The record is from RefSeq and is a predicted model, not a curated record. Lineage: Eukaryota; Metazoa; Chordata; Aves; Passeriformes; Muscicapidae. Bases 68 to 1651 code for a protein of 527 amino acids. Gene Ontology annotation, biological process: positive regulation of mitochondrial translation. The transcript is spliced from 12 exons.
UGCACGCCCGUGGCUGUGCCGCAGCCAGCCGGGCCUCCCGCCCGGGGAGACAGCGGGCGUGGCUAAAAUGUGCCGUAUGCUGAAGAGACGUUGGAAAAUAAAUGCCAGUUCCGUGCCUGCUGCUCGGAGGUGGCGCCUCCUGCCCUGUUGUGCUCGCCCUUCGUCCCGCUUCCUUCUUGGAUUGCUGCGUUCCGCUCGCUUUUGCUCGGUGCCUCUGUUGCCACGGGUCUCACGCUCAGGCCCCUCGACGGAAUUCAGUCUGUAUGAUCUCUCUCUCCUUGCAACGUACUGUCAGAGGGAAGAAAUGAGACUGAAACUUCUGCACCUUCAGACGAGAUCUUUCCAUGCUUUAACAACAAUACGCCAAUGCCAAAGCUUUAACAAAACUGGAUGUCUGCUAUUAAAGCUGGAUAACAAAGUUGAAAGAACAGCUCACAGAACAGCGAAGUCUUGGAACUUGUAUGCACUGAAACCUGCGUUCCCUUGGUUGACAAGUCAAUGUGUGCAAGUCAGGAAUUUGCAUUUUCUCCAAGGAUUUCUGUCCUCUUUAGGAAGAAAUGUUUAUUAUCAGAGUGGGGAGGGUUUUUUCUCAUCCUGGAGACGUUUGGGUGUGACAAUGAUGGAUAACUACAGGUUCAAUACAGAGUGGAUCAAAAAGCUUAGGAACAGAGGAUCAAGAUUUUAUGCAGUUGUAUCAGCUGGCAAAAUUGUCCCCAAACCCAAUAACCAGCCAAUUAAGAGGCCACCAAAGGCACCAAGGACCAAGCAGCCAUCCAGAACGAACCUGCCACUCUCAGCCAUGGAGAAUCUGAUGCAGUGCACAGCCUUUGCAACAGCAGAUGAAUAUCAUCUUGGUAAUCUGUGUCAUGACCUGACUUCACAUGGAUAUGUUGAAAUAACAAGUUUGCCUAGAGAUGCUGCAAAUGUUUUAGUGGUCAGUACUGAGAAAUCCGCAAAAGAAGAUGAUCCUGGCAUGAUUUUUUUCUUCAGGGAAGGGGCUGUUGUAUUUUGGAAUGUGGAAGAGAAAAGUAUGAAGAAUAUCAUGCGAGUGCUAGAGCAGCAUGAAAUUCAGCCGUAUGAAGUUGCACUGGUCCAUUGGGAGAAUGAAGAGCUGAACUAUAGAAUAGGAGAAGGUCAGUCAAAGCUCCAUAAAGGACAAAUCUUGUUAAAUUCUGAGCUGGAUAGUGAUGAAGUUGUUCUGCAGAAGUUUGCCUUUUCAAAUGCUCUUUGUCUUUCUGUAAAGCUGGCUAUUUGGGAAUCAUUACUGGAUAACUUUGUGGAAUCUAUCCAGUCAAUUCCUGAGAUUCUAAAGUCACGAAGGAAGGUAAAACUCUCUCAUGCAGAUGUGAUGCAGAAAAUUGGAGAACUCUUCGCACUAAGACACCGUAUAAAUCUGAGCUCAGACCUGCUAAUAACACCAGACUUCUACUGGGAUAGAGAAAAACUAGAAGAGCUUUAUGACAAGACUUGCCAGUUUCUCAACAUUAAUCGCAGAGUUAAGGUAAUGAAUGAAAAGCUGCAGCACUGCAUGGAGCUGACAGACCUCAUGCGAAAUCACCUGAAUGAAAAGCACGCGCUGCGCCUUGAGUGGAUGAUAGUAAUACUAAUCACCAUAGAGGUUCUGUUUGAACUUGCAAGGGUAGUUUUCUGAUGAUGGAACAAACCCAGGAAGAAGAAAACAGACAAAACAAUAGAGAACACAAGGCUUGAAAAAUUCCUUGGAAAAUACGCUUCUGGAGAAUCAUGAAAUUGUGUCUCUUGAUAAAUCUCUAAAUCUUCUACUCAAAUAAAAAUAAAAAUCAGUCUGUGAACAUUAUUGCAACCACUGUACUAAUAAUGUAAGAGAGGGCUUAACCUAUGGAUGAAUCUUAUCUGCUGACUCUAUUUGGUGAAGGACUCUACUGCUUUCUCUCCUAACAGUUAAAAUGUUGCUGAAUACUUGGCUGAUUUGUUUAUUUUUGAUUGAUGAUGUGUUCCCUCAUGUUUACCAGCUCACUCUUGGAGAGCUGCAACAUUGUCCCAAGCUUGGAGAUGGCAUUAUUGUUUGUUCUCCUGGCAUGAUUUCAUUAUAUGUGGCAGAUACAUUUAAUGUUAUGUUCCAUCCCAUCAGAAAGUGGUGUUUAUAUACUUGUAUGGGAAUACAUUUAUUGAGAUGUAGUACUAUUUGCAUUAUUUUUUUUACAUUUAGUAUUCAUAUAGAAGGGGAAUUAGUUGAUCCCAGAGGUCACAGGGACCUGUAGCAAAGCAGUAAACUAAAGAAAAAUUCACAGAAUUUUUCUGUCCACCUUAUCAUGCUAUUUGAUUUUCAUCAGUAUAAGUUGCAAGGAGUGAACAUAGGGUAAGAUGUCUUAAUUACCUUCUAAGGUAAAAGUUUCUUCUUUUUUAUUCUUAAUCUAUUCCUAGUCCACAGAGUGUUACUUACUCGCGAGAGGAUGAAAAGAUUUUUUUUUUCCUAGCCAACUUCAUUUUCUAAAUGUAUUUUCAGAAACUGGUAGACAACUGCUGUUU